UCCUAAGUUCAUCUUAUUGUGCGGGCUUCAGACUUGACUUGUGACCUUGUUUGUUAUACACCAACAAUGGCGGCGAAUGGCUCCAAGAAGCAGCAUCCGGUUCGGGCCAUACCCGGACCCACGAACCCAAUGGUCACGCCUCUGCUCACGGAUCACUAUCAAUUCACCAUGGCUUACGCAUACUGGAAAGCUGGCAAGCAUCAAGAACGUGCUGUGUUCGAUUUGUAUUUUCGGAAGAAUCCCUUUGGCGGGGAGUAUACUGUCUUCGCUGGUUUGGAAGAAUGCGUGAGGUUCAUUGCUAAUUACAAGCUCACUGAGGAAGAGAUAGAUUUUAUCAAGAAAAAUUUAUCUGAUUCAUGUGAGGAUGGCUUCUUUGACUAUCUUAGGGGAAUUGACUGCUCUGAUGUCGAGUUGUAUGCUAUUCCUGAAGGAUCGGUGGUUUUUCCUAAGGUACCCAUGUUGAGAGUUGAAGGUCCAGUUGCCGUUGUUCAAUUGCUGGAAACUCCUUUUGUCAACCUAAUUAAUUUUGCGUCAUUAGUUACUACUAAUGCUGCAAGGCAUCGUUUUGUUGCUGGAAAAUCAAAAGUUCUACUUGAGUUUGGACUUCGAAGGGCCCAGGGGCCUGAUGGUGGAGUAGGUGCAUCAAAGUACUGCUAUAUUGGAGGAUUUGAUGCAACAAGCAAUGUUGCAGCUGCAAGAUUAUUCGGGAUUCCCCUUCGCGGCACUCAUUCCCAUGCCUUCGUUAGCUCAUUUAUGAGCCUUGACGAGAUUAUAGACAAAUCACUUCGUAGAAAAGAUGGUUCAAGUGCAUGUGAAGAUUUUGUUAGUUUGGUUCAAAGAUGGCUGAGCAAAAUUCAGUGGUCAAAUUCAUUACGUGGCGUUUUUGCUGAAACCAAUCAAAGCGAGCUGGCAGCAUUCACAUCAUAUGCAUUGGCAUUUCCUGAUAGCUUUCUUGCCCUUAUAGAUACUUAUGAUGUCAUGAGAAGUGGAAUCCCUAACUUCUGUGCAGUUGCAUUAGCUCUCAAUGAUUUGGGAUACAAAGCAGUUGGCAUUAGACUGGACUCUGGUGACCUUGCAUAUUUGUCUUGUGAGGUCAGGAAGCUCUUUUGCUCGAUUGAGAAGGAAUUUGGAUUGUCCGGUUUUGGAAAGAUGACUAUCACAGCUAGUAAUGAUCUUAAUGAGGAAACACUAGAUGCUUUAAAUAAACAGGGUCACGAGGUUGAUGCCUAUGGAAUUGGGACAUACCUGGUUACAUGUUAUGCUCAAGCUGCUUUAGGUGUUGUUUUCAAGCUGGUUGAGAUAAAUAAUCAACCUCGAAUCAAACUUUCUGAAGAUGUCUCAAAGGUAUCUAUUCCAUGUAAGAAGCGAAUUUAUAGAUUGUAUGGGAAAGAAGGUUAUCCCCUGGUAGACAUAAUGACUGGGGAAAAUGAACCCUCUCCAAAGGUGGGAGAAAGAAUCCUGUGCCGUCAUCCCUUUCAAGAAUCCAAGAGAGCUUAUGUGGUGCCACAACAUGUUGAGGAGCUUCUGAGGUGUUACUGUGCUGGGAGUUCAGAUAAAAAGAGUGAGACUUUGCCACCUCUAAGGGACAUUAGAGAGCGAUGCAUCAAGCAACUUGAGCAAAUGCGACCUGACCACAUGAGGAGACUUAAUCCUACUCCGUACAAGGUCAGUGUAAGUGCAAAGUUAUAUGACUUCAUUCAUUUCUUGUGGCUCAACGAGGCACCUGUUGGCGAGCUGCAGUAAAAGGAAAAUAAAAUGGCAUGCUUCUUAAAGAUGGGGGCAAAAACAGAUUGCGAUAGUAGUUUCUUUCUUAUAAUCACAGCAUAUACAUGUAUUCAAAAUGGUUUCAAAUUA
Messenger RNA from Gastrolobium bilobum, 1854 nucleotides. RefSeq names its product nicotinate phosphoribosyltransferase 2-like. The transcript has 15 exons. Gene Ontology annotation, molecular function: nicotinate phosphoribosyltransferase activity. The record is from RefSeq and is a predicted model, not a curated record. Lineage: Eukaryota; Viridiplantae; Streptophyta; Magnoliopsida; Fabales; Fabaceae. Gene Ontology annotation, biological process: NAD+ biosynthetic process. Bases 67 to 1743 code for a protein of 558 amino acids.